This is a messenger RNA of Drosophila suzukii, 1338 nucleotides long. It is a transcript of the gene Gr77a, whose product is annotated as Gustatory receptor 77a. The record is from RefSeq and is a predicted model, not a curated record. Gene Ontology annotation, cellular component: neuronal cell body; membrane; axon. Gene Ontology annotation, biological process: sensory perception of taste; male courtship behavior; chemosensory behavior. NCBI's taxonomy places the organism in Eukaryota, Metazoa, Arthropoda, Insecta, Diptera, Drosophilidae.
AUGCCACUGCCUCUGGGAGACCCACUAGCAGUUUCGUUCAAGCAGUUGCAAAUCACAUCGAUGGCUCGCUGGCUCCAUCUCCUGGGCAUGUCGGCCCUGUCUCUACUGUACAGGCUGACCAGGGUGUUUGGUCUAAUAGCCACAGCCAACUCGAGUCCCAGGGGCAUCGAGAGGGUCAGCCGCAGCCUCUACUUUCGCAUCCACGGCUGGAUGAUGCUGAUCUUUGUGGGCUGUUUCUCGCCCUACACCUUCUGGAGCAUUUACCAGAGGAUGUCCUUUCUGCGCCAAAAUCGAAUUCUGCUACUGAUUGGCUUCAAUCGAUAUGCUCUGCUGCUGGUCUGUGCCUUUGCCACCCUGUGGAUACACUGCUCGAAGCAGGGGGAGAUCAUUUGGUGUGUGAAUCGAUUGCUCAAAUGCCGCAGGAAGCUAAGAAAACUGAUGCACACCCGUGAACUUCGGGAUUCACUGGAUUGUCUGGCCACCAGGGGACACCUGAUAAAGGUGUUGGUGCUCCUUACUUCCUUUUUCCUCUCGUCGGCCCAACCCAUUCAGAUCCUGGUGGACGAUCCCGUGGUGCGAAAAGACUUUAUGUAUGCCGGCUGUUUGGUUUACGUUUACAUCUGUCAACUGAUUCUGCAGCUUUCCCUGGGGAUAUACACCCUGGCGUUACUUUUUGUGGGUCACCUCGUUCGACACUCGAAUCUGCUGCUGGCCAGGAUUCUGGCGGAUGCUGGGAAAAUUCUGGCAAAUUCCCUGAAUGGAGGAUUCGGGCCAAAUCGCCAGCAGCUAUACAAAACGCAACAAAAGUGGUUGGCCCUCGAAUUAUGGAGAUUACUGCGUGUUCAUCAGCAAUUGCUGAAACUGCAUCGAUCCAUCUGCUCACUGCACGGCGUUCAGGCAGUCUGCUUUGUGAUAUAUGUGCCCAUGGAGUGCAUGAUUCACCUGUUCGUCACGUACUUCAUGAAGUACAGCAAGUUCAUUAUGCGAAAGUACGGCAGAUACUUCCCAUUAAACUAUUAUGCCAUUGCCUUUAUGCUGGGACUCUUCGCUAAUCUUCUGCUGGUAAUUCUACCCACUUACUAUUCAGAAAGGAGGUUUAACUGUACCAGGGAAACCCUGAGAUGCGGAAGCUUGCACUUUCCAUCCAGAAACAUUGUAAAACAACUCAAUCACACAAUGCACUACUACGGCCUAUAUUUGAAGAAUGUGGAGUAUAUAUUUACCGUCAGCGCAUGUGGCCUCUUUAAGCUGAACAAUGUUUUGCUUUUCUGCAUCGUAAUUGCGAUACUGGACUACCUGAUGAUACUGAUACAAUUUGACAAAGUCCUAAACCAAUAG